AUGCUCCCGCUUAUGUGUGUGUGUGUCUACAUAUCCUCCAUCCUGUCCUCCUCUAAUUCGUCCUCCUGCCAGUUGGAGGCACAGUUCCAUUUAAACGGGAUGCAUAAGGCUGGCGAUGUGAUGCUGGGUGGGCUGUUUGAAAUAAACUUCUUUGCUGUCUUUCCAAACUUGUCUUUUACCUCCCAGGCAGAACAGCCUUCCUGCCACGGGUUUGAUGUCAUAGGAUUCAGGCUGGCUCAGACCAUGGCCUUUGCUGUUGAUGAGAUUAACGAAAACAUCAACCUGCUGCCUAAUGUCACUCUGGGAUACAGCCUCUAUGAUAACUGCAAUGCACUAGGAAUUGGAUUCCGUGCGACAUUGCUUUUAGCCAGUGGUGAAGAAAAAAAAGUGGUUUUACAUGAGACCUGCGUAGGAACGCCUCCUGUCCUGGGGAUUGUGGGUGAAUCGUCUUCAACACGCUCUAUUGCCAUCUCCACUGUCUUAGGUUUGUACAGAGUCCCUAUGGUGAGUUACAUUUCUACAUGUUCCUGUCUGAGUCACCGACAAAAGUUUCCAUCCUUCUUCAGGACGAUCCCAAGUGAUACUUUUCAGGUGUAUGCUGUGAUACAGAUUUUAAAACGCUUUGAGUGGACCUGGGUGGGGUUACUGGUCAGUGACGAUGACUAUGGACUUCACGCUGCCCGUUCCUUUCAGUCUGACCUGGGUCAGUCUGGUGGAGGAUGUCUGGCCUAUGUAGAGGUUUUACCGUGGGGUGAAGACCCUGCUAAACUAAGAAGGAUUGUAGAUGUGAUGAAGAAAUCUACAGCUCGUGUUGUUAUUGCAUUUGCACAUGAGAGUCACAUGAUUGAUCUCAUGGAAGAGGUGAUGAGGCAGAACGUAACAGGCCUACAGUGGAUCGCCAGUGAAGCUUGGACAUCAGCUGCUGUGCUUCAGACCACUCGCCUCAUGCCGUAUCUGGAUGGAACACUGGGCAUUGCUAUACGUCGAGGGGAAAUUUUUGGGCUCAAAGAUUUCCUAUUAGAAAUACGUCCUGACCUGUGCCAAAACAGUACCUAUGGAAAAAGUCUGGUCAACCAGUUUUGGGAGUACACAUUCAGGUGUAGAUUUUCACCAGCUCCAGCAGGUUGGGUGGAGGAUGGUGGACAACUAUGCACUGGAAAGGAAGAUCUAGAGAAGGAAAAGGCUGAAAUUCUGGACGUUUCAGACCUUCGGCCAGAGUAUAAUGUGUAUAAGGCUGUGUAUUCUCUGGCGUAUGCCCUUCAUGACCUGCUACAGUGUGAGUCAGGACAAGGACCUUUCACUGACAACAGCUGUGGCAGUUUACAAAGACUGGAGCCUUGGCAGCUUGUGUAUUACUUGGAAAAAGUCAACUUCACCACACCAUUUGGAGAUCAGGUGUCUUUUGAUGAGAAUGGUGAUGCUUUACCAAUCUAUGAUGUUAUGAACUGGCUGUGGCUCCAAGAUGGAAGAACAAAAGUUCAGAAUGUGGGUGAGGUUAAGAAGGUGCCUUUUAAAGGUGAAGAACUCAACCUUGACGAAGGCAAAAUCUUCUGGAAAUUUAAAUCCAAGAAGCCACCACGAUCAGCGUGCAGCGAGAGCUGUCCUCCAGGAACCCGCUUGGCCCGAAAAAAAGGGGAACCUGAAUGCUGCUUUGACUGUGUUCCUUGUUCACAGGGAGAGUUUAGCAGUAAGAAUGACUCCACAGAGUGCACCAGUUGUCCAGAGGACUCCUGGUCCAGCCCCCAGCGUGACCACUGUGUUCCUAAAGAAACUGAGUUCCUCUCAUACUAUGAACCUCUGGGCAUCUGCCUGGCUGCUACAUCCCUGCUGGGCACAUUUAUCUGUGCUGUCGUCAUGGGGAUUUUUAUCUAUAACAGACGAACACCUGUUGUUCGCGCAAACAAUUCAGAGCUGAGUUUCCAACUUUUGUUAUCUCUUAAACUGUGUUUCCUCUGCUCGCUCUUCUUCAUUGGGCAACCCAGACUGUGGACAUGUCAGCUGAGACAUGCAGCGUUUGGAAUCAGCUUUGUACUUUGUGUUUCAUGUAUCCUGGUUAAAACCAUGGUGGUUCUGGCUGUGUUCAAGGCCUCCAAACCAGGGGGUGGAGCCAGUCUGAAGUGGUUUGGUGCUGUGCAGCAGAGAGUGACAGUUCUGGUUCUUACCUCUAUACAGGCAGCAAUCUGUACAACUUGGCUUGUCUCUGCCUCCCCAUCACCUUACAAAAACACACAAUACUACAAUGACAAGAUAGUUUAUGAGUGUGUGGUUGGGUCCACUGUUGGUUUUGCUGUCGUACUUGGCUAUAUUGGUUUAUUGGCUGUCCUCAGUUUUCUGGUAGCAUUUCUCGUUAGGAAUCUUCCAAACAGUUUUAAUGAGGCCAAACUCAUCACAUUCAGCAUGUUGAUCUUCUGUGCGGUGUGGGUGGCCUUUGUUCCUGCUUAUGUCAGCUCGCCAGGUAAAUAUGCUGAUGCAGUGGAGGUGUUUGCUAUUUUGGCCUCAAGCUUUGGCCUCUUGGUGGCGCUGUUUGGGCCCAAAUGUUAUAUAAUCUUGAUUAGACCAGAGAGAAACACAAAGAAAGCCAUAAUGGGUUGGGGUAACAGAAAUGAAUAGGAUUGCUGAGAAGUUCUUAAGCAUAGUCGGCAGUGCUAUUUCUUUCCAAUCACCUAGACUCCAUAUCUCGUAUAUACAGACACCCCCAGUAAAAAAAAAAAAGUAACUAGUGUCACUUUGUUAUUGUAUUUUGUUGUAGCUUGUAAGUUUUCGUCCUCUAUCUCGUUAGUUUGUACCUUGUAAUAUUUCCUUGUUUUCUUUCUGCUUAGCAAAGAUUUUGAGUUAGUUAACAUUUGUUUACAGUAUACUUCCCCUUUACAAUACUAACAAACAACAUGCACCAUGCUGUAUUGAAUAAGUAGCACAUCCAACAAAUUCCAAACCAUUAGAGAUGAUUGAUUUCCAAUUACUACCAAGUGCGGGGAUUACAAAGUGUGAAAGGCAUUGGAAUAAGUUGCUAUAGCUAAUAAUGUAUUUUCGCCCUGGGUCCACUGCAGUUUGUGCUGUGCUAUUGUAAGGGAGACAUUCAGCUACAGUAUGUACAGUCAUUCUACAGUACGCUGUUUAUUAAACAAAGCAUGCUCAUUCCUCUUUAUUUGUUUUAGUUUAACCUACAUAUGUAUAUAUUACCUGACAGAGCUGUGACAAAAACUUACUCAAUCAUGAAAAUUUUCU
Betta splendens (Siamese fighting fish) is the source of this 3225-nucleotide messenger RNA. RefSeq names its product extracellular calcium-sensing receptor-like. Gene Ontology annotation, molecular function: G protein-coupled receptor activity. The transcript is spliced from 9 exons. Gene Ontology annotation, biological process: G protein-coupled receptor signaling pathway. Lineage: Eukaryota; Metazoa; Chordata; Actinopteri; Anabantiformes; Osphronemidae. The coding region runs from base 1 to 2610 and encodes 869 amino acids. The record is from RefSeq and is a predicted model, not a curated record. Gene Ontology annotation, cellular component: membrane.